AUGGCGAAACCCCCAAUUCUGUCAGCUCCGAAGCCUGGUGAGAUUCUUAUCAUGUACUUAGCCAUUUCCAGCAUAGCCACGAGUGCAGUAUUGAUUAGAGAAGAAGGUAAGAAUCAGUAUCCAAUCUUCUACACCAGCAAGACAAUGACAGAUGCAGAAACGCGGUAUAGCAAAGCAGAGAAGAUUAGACUAGCAUUGGUAUGUGCAAAAAGGAAACUUCGACACUACUUUGAGUCGCACAGCAUCAAAGUUCUUACCAACUACCCCAUACAAGUCAUUUUUUCUAAACCGGAUUUAUCCGGAAGAAUAACUAAAUGGGCAAUCGAGCUCAGUUCUUUUGAUAUAUCCUACGAACCGAAGGUGUCGCGCAAAAGGCAAGCACUAGCUGAUUUCCUCUUGGAAUAUGAAGAUAAGCCCAAGGAGCCAAGCCCUUCCGAGCCACAAUGGGAGCUUCGGGUGGAUGAAUAUGAGGCCCUGCUCACAGGACUCCGGUUAGCAAGCCAGCUUCAGGUAAUAGGCCAAUAUCAGCCCAAGGAGGAUAGAAUGAAAGCCUACAGAGAGGCUGUGGAGAGUGCCACACGAGGGUUCGAUCAGAUCGAAUUCUAUCAGAUACCUCACGAGGAGAAUUCUGAAGCAAAUCAGUUGGCUGCAGCAGCAUCUUCUUCAGAUGAAGAUUUGGUCCGGAUCGUACCAAUUGACAUCCUGGAUGAACCAAGUAUAAGCCCUCGGCAGGAAAUAAUGGUGAUCCCAGAUGUUCCACAUGAACCAUGCUGGAUGGAUCCAUUGGAAGCUUACCUUAAAGAGGGGACCCUUUCGAACCCGAAGGCUGAGGCAUGUAAACUCAGGCUCACCGGAGCUAAAUAUGCUGUCAUCAAUAAUCAAUUACACCGAAAGUCAUUCUUAGGUCCUUACCUGAAAUGUUUAAGUCCCACUGAGGCUCUCACGAUUUCGAAGCAGAUUCAUAACGGGGAUUGUGGCAAUCACUUUAUAGGUAGGUACUUGGUACAUAAAGUUCUAACUCAAGGUUAUUUCUGGCCUUACUUGGCUCGGAAUGCUGAAGAGUAUGCCAGAAGAUGUGAUAAGUGCCAGUGA
Messenger RNA from Cornus florida, 1092 nucleotides. RefSeq lists its product as uncharacterized. The transcript has 3 exons. Gene Ontology annotation, molecular function: nucleic acid binding. The coding region runs from base 1 to 1092 and encodes 363 amino acids. The record is from RefSeq and is a predicted model, not a curated record. NCBI's taxonomy places the organism in Eukaryota, Viridiplantae, Streptophyta, Magnoliopsida, Cornales, Cornaceae.